UGUUUUUAAUUUUACUAGUUGGUAUUUGCGUUUCACCCAGAUCCUAUUUGAAAAUAAGUACGUAUAAACUAUUAAUUAAAUAUUAUUAAAAUGGAUAAAUUGCGUCGAGUGCUUAACGGAAAUGAUUCCACACCGGAGGAGGAGAGUAGCAUAAUCACACAGAUUAAUGAGAUGUCAACGCUUAGCUGGUCGACACGCAUCAAAGGCUUUUGCAUUUGUUUCGUACUUGGCAUCUUACUAUCGUUUCUCGGCUCGCUGGCCCUAUUUUUACACAGAGGCGUUGUUGUGUUUGCGGUCUUUUAUACGCUUGGUAAUAUAAUAUCAAUGGCUAGUACAUGCUUUCUUAUGGGUCCAGUUAAUCAAAUAAAAAAAAUGUUUUCAUCCACACGUUUAAUAGCCACUUGCAUAGUACUUGUAGCCAUUGUCAUGACCUUUAUAGCUGCUGUUGUGCUUCAUAAAGCCGGUCUGACUUUAAUUUUUAUCAUCAUACAAUCAUUAGCUAUGACCUGGUAUUCUCUCUCCUACAUACCAUAUGCUCGUGAUGCCGUAAAGAAAACCGUCUCUGCUUGCCUUGAUGUGUAAGCAGCAAUUUAUUAAAUUAUAUUUUGGUGCGAAGACAGCAAGUAUAAAGCUAUCUACAAUAUCAUUUGCUAAUACACAAUAAGCUUUGCAUUAAAUAAUAAUUAAUUUACUAUAAAAGUUCAGUUUAAUUGUUAUAAAAUUAUACCCUUAGUCCCUCAGCAUUUACACCUCAUAUGUAUACUAUAUGAUUUCAAUUUUUAACUCGUAAAACGUUAAAAUCACAUUUGCAAUAUAUACAUUUAUAGCAGUAAUAAAUUUUUGCAAAAUUAUAAUGCGCUGAGAAACAGUA
Bactrocera latifrons is the source of this 871-nucleotide messenger RNA. RefSeq names its product vesicle transport protein SFT2B. Gene Ontology annotation, cellular component: membrane. The transcript has 4 exons. The coding region runs from base 91 to 582 and encodes 163 amino acids. The record is from RefSeq and is a predicted model, not a curated record. Gene Ontology annotation, biological process: vesicle-mediated transport. NCBI's taxonomy places the organism in Eukaryota, Metazoa, Arthropoda, Insecta, Diptera, Tephritidae.